CUAAACCAGAACUUUUGUUCAAGUUCCGAGAUAUGUAUUCUCGAAUAUAUACGAGUAUGGCUCCAAGUGAUGGAACACCUUAACCCCCAUUCAAUCAAAAUUUCCAAUUCACAGAUAAUUACUGUAAAUCCAACAUGUCAUCUCAAAAAGUAGCUCUCGUAAUCGGCGCAUCUCGAGGAAUCGGUCGUCAACUCGCCAUUGAUUUCGCCAAGAACGGAUAUGCAGUAAUCGUAUCCGCCAAAUCCACCAGCGACGCCUCUACCACCCAUCCCUUUCCCCCAAAUCCCAAUUCAUCCGCCUCAACCAUCUCCACCGUCUGUCGAGAGAUCCUCGAAGCCGGUUUCACCGCUACCGCCAUUCCCUGCGAUGUCCGCUCGCACGCCUCCAUCUCCUCUCUCAUAUCUCAAACCAUCUCCACCUACGGACGCAUCGACGUACUCGUCUACAAUUCCGGGGCUAUCUAUCAUUCCUCCGUACUCACCACCCCCCUAUCCCGAUACAUGUUGAUGGAAUCCAUCAACCCCAAUGGUCUCUAUGCCACCAUCCAAUCCUGCAUUCCCCACUGGAAAGCCCAAGAUUGGAACGCCCGAAUCGUCGUCAUCUGUCCCCCCAUCUACUCCCGUUUUUUCCGCGGCAAAACUGCCUACGCAAUGGGGAAAAUAGGAAUGAGUGUCCUCGUUCAAGGUCUCGGGAUGGAUUUUUCCCGCAUGGGAUUAUCGGGGCGGAAUAUGGCGAUUACGGGGCUCUGGCCCGCGGUUGCGAUUGAAUCUGCAGCGACGGCGCACUUUUCUUCCGCGGAUGAGGAUUUGAGACAUCCGAGAAUAUUUUCUGAUGCGAUCUUAUCGAUUGUGAGAGCGAAGACGGAGGAUGUAAAUGGGAGUUUGUUUUUGGAUGAGGAUUAUUUGAGGGAACAUGAUGGAGUGAGUGAUUUUGGUAAAUAUGCUUUGGUUCCUGGGACUACCCCGAGGAGGAUCAUGCCGAUGAAGUUUCCGGACCUGAGAGUUGAUGAGCAGGAUGAUGAGGGGAUGAGAAGGGAUAGUGCGAAGAAGGACAAGAGUGGAAAGUUGAGUAAACUUUGAGGGAUGAAUGUAGUAGAUCAAGUCGGAUCUAUACUCAUUUCCAUAUUCAUUGCCCAGAUACCUUAUUCCAGUUGGGGUGGUAAAAUGACCGACAUCUCAUAUUGCACUGGCAGGUCAUAUCCGUCAAUCACAUCUUACCAAUGUUAAAUGUCACUUCAGAAAUAACAUAAUAUUAAAGAAUGAUUAAUAGAUUAAAUUAUAUAACCGA
This is a messenger RNA of Botrytis porri, 1287 nucleotides long. RefSeq lists its product as uncharacterized. Bases 135 to 1079 code for a protein of 314 amino acids. The transcript has 2 exons. The record is from RefSeq and is a predicted model, not a curated record. Lineage: Eukaryota; Fungi; Ascomycota; Leotiomycetes; Helotiales; Sclerotiniaceae.